Messenger RNA from Cokeromyces recurvatus, 1799 nucleotides. RefSeq names its product serine protease 1. The coding region runs from base 84 to 1451 and encodes 455 amino acids. The record is from RefSeq and is a predicted model, not a curated record. The transcript is spliced from 2 exons. Gene Ontology annotation, molecular function: serine-type endopeptidase activity. NCBI's taxonomy places the organism in Eukaryota, Fungi, Mucoromycota, Mucoromycetes, Mucorales, Mucoraceae. Gene Ontology annotation, biological process: proteolysis.
UUUUUUGUUUAUUUUUAUCAUUCUUUUUCCUUUUUUUUUAUAUAUAUAUAUAUAUAUAUAUUUAUAUACACAUAUAUACAUAUAUGAUGAAGCUUAGUCUUAUUGCAACUGCAUUAUUAGUAGCUACUUUAACAAAUGCAAAGCCACUUUUUUAUCAAGCUCCUGACAAUGUUUUAGCACCUUUGUAUGUAUCUCCUGAAGCAGAAGUGAUUCAAGAUUCUUAUAUUGUUGUCCUUAAAAAUGAUUUAAAAUCUCAUGAAAUAAAAGAACAUGCUGAAUGGAUUAGCGCCCUUACUAGUUCUAUUCAAAUCAAGGAUGAAGAUUGGUUAAAUCCUCACAUUACAAAGGCUGGUAUUCGUCAUGUUUAUGAUACCCCUUAUCUUAAAGGUUACUCGGGUAAAUUUGAUAAACAAAUAUUAGAAGCAAUUCGUCAAUCAGAUGAUGUUGCCUUUAUUGAACAUGAUUCUAUGGUAUAUGCUAAUGAAUUACAACGUAAUGCUCCUUGGGGUCUCUCUCGUGUAUCUCAUAAGGAUCCUUUAACAUUUAAGAAUUAUCAACAAUAUGAAUACAAUUCUCAUGGUGGUGAAGGUGUAAAAGUCUAUGUGAUUGAUACAGGUGUCAAUGUCGAUCAUGUUGAUUUUGAAGGUCGUGCUAUUUGGGGUCAUACUGUACCUAAUGGUGAUGAUGAUAUGGAUGGUAAUGGUCAUGGCUCUCAUUGUGCUGGUACUAUUGCAGGCAAAAGAUAUGGUAUUGCCAAGAAAGCACAACCUGUAGCUGUUAAGGUCUUGAGAUCGAAUGGUAGUGGUACUAUGAGUGAUGUCGUUCGUGGUGUUGACUGGGCUACAACAGCUCAUCUGAAGGAAGCCUCUGCAGCCAGAAAGAGUAACAAGAAAUACAAAGGAGCUGUAGCUAACAUGAGUUUAGGUGGAGGUAAAUCACCUUCUUUAGAUGCCGCUGUCAAUGGUGCUGUAGAUGCUGGUAUCAUUUUUGCGGUUGCGGCUGGUAACGAUAACCGUGAUGCUUGUAAUUAUUCUCCAGCAGCAGCAGAGAAUGCGAUUACAGUAGGUGCAUCCACGAUUGCAGAUGAAAGAGCUUACUUUUCUAACUAUGGCCCAUGUGUGGAUGUCUUUGCUCCUGGUUUAAAUAUUCUUUCUGUCUGGAGAGGAAGUAAAUAUGCAACAAAUACGAUCUCUGGUACUUCAAUGGCAUCACCUCAUGUUGCCGGUCUUGCUGCUUACUUUUUAAGUCUUGAAGAAGAAGCAGUUACACCUAAACAAAUGAAAGAAAAGAUCCUUAAAUUAGCAACUAAGGGUAUCUUGGAUAAAAUUCCUGAUGAUACACCUAAUUUACUUAUUAACAAUGAUUCUGGUGAAAAGGAUUUGAAGAAAAAAUUAUCUGAAGCUGUUGAUAACGUGGAUGGUGUCUUGAAGAAAUUUUUCGGUGAUAUCUAAAUACAGGUGAAAAGGAAUAGCUUCUUAUGUACAUUCUAUUAUUCAUGUGUUCUUUUAUUUAUGUAUAUGACGUUUAUGAUAUUUAACUUGCUACCUUUUUUUUUUUCUUUUAUUUUAUUUUCUUUUCUUUUCUUUUCUUACACACACACACACACACACACUUGAUUUGGACUAGCUUUUUAUAUUAAACUGUAUACUUUAAAGCAAAAAAUAAUGUUGUUGUACUUGUGAGAAAAAUACUGUUAAAUGCCAAAUUUCUCAUUUUUUAUAUAAAUGCAUAUAUAUAUGAUAUCAUGAGAAUAAAACUUAAAAGUAUGAUUUGGUCAGGUACAUAUCCUUUCAAAAUAG